Molecule: messenger RNA, 1797 nt
Organism: Limanda limanda (common dab)
Lineage: Eukaryota; Metazoa; Chordata; Actinopteri; Pleuronectiformes; Pleuronectidae
Gene: kcnc1b
Product: potassium voltage-gated channel, Shaw-related subfamily, member 1b
Exons: 4
Coding region: 1-1797 (598 amino acids)
Biological process (GO): potassium ion transmembrane transport; protein homooligomerization
Cellular component (GO): axon; dendrite membrane; neuronal cell body membrane
Molecular function (GO): delayed rectifier potassium channel activity; protein binding
Source: RefSeq, a predicted model, not a curated record
AUGGGCCUGAGCGACGACAAGGAUCGCAUUGUGAUAAACGUGGGUGGGAUCAGACAUCAGACAUACCGCAGCACUCUGCGCACCCUGCCCGGCACCCGCUUGUCCUGGCUGGCCGAGCCUGAUGCCCCCAGCCACUUUGACUAUGAUGCCAAGAUCGAGGAGUUUUUCUUCGACCGCCACCCCGGCGUGUUUGCACACAUCCUCAAUUACUACAGGACAGGUAAGCUGCACUGCCCCGCCGAUGUCUGCGGGCCCCUCUACGAGGAGGAGCUGGCCUUCUGGGGCAUCGACGAGACAGACGUGGAGCCAUGCUGCUGGAUGACAUAUCGCCAGCACCGGGAGGCAGAGGAGGCCCUUGAUAGUUUCGGCGGGGGUGGGCUGUUGGACCUGGGGAGCGAGGACCCUGAGCCGGAGCAGGAGCACGCUGAGGAUGAUGUGGAUGAGAUGACAAGGAGGUUGGCGCAGGGGGACUCUCAUCACACCAGGAGUGGGAACCUAUGGAGCCGGUGGCAGAAGCACGUCUGGGCCCUUUUUGAGGACCCGUACUCCUCUAAAUAUGCAAGGUGGGUAGCUCUGGCCUCGCUGUUCUUUAUCCUGGUGUCCAUCACCACCUUCUGUCUGGAGACCCACGAGGCCUUCAACCCCAUUAUCAACCGCACCGAGCUGGAGCAGGUGGGCAACAUCACCGUGGUGCACACCUACCAGGAGACGGAGACUGCGGCCUACCUCACCUACAUCGAGGGCGUUUGUGUUGUGUGGUUCACUUUCGAGUUUCUAAUGAGAAUAACUUUCUGUCCGAAUAAGUUUGACUUCAUUCGGAACGCCCUGAACAUCAUCGACUUUGUGGCCAUCCUGCCCUUCUACCUGGAGGUGGGCCUCAGCGGGCUCUCCUCCAAGGCAGCUAAGGACGUGCUAGGUUUCCUGAGAGUAGUCCGCUUCGUGCGGAUCCUGCGUAUCUUCAAGCUGACACGGCACUUUGUGGGGCUCAGGGUGCUGGGCCACACACUGAGAGCCAGCACCAACGAGUUCCUGCUCCUCAUCAUCUUCCUCGCCCUUGGUGUUCUCAUCUUUGCGACCAUGAUCUACUACGCUGAACGGAUAGGAGCCAACCCCAACGACCCUCGAGCCAGUGACCACACACACUUCAAGAACAUCCCAAUUGGAUUCUGGUGGGCCGUGGUGACCAUGACGACCCUCGGCUACGGAGACAUGUUCCCUCAGACGACCUCCGGUAUGCUGGUGGGUGCCCUGUGUGCCCUGGCGGGCGUGCUGACCAUCGCCAUGCCCGUCCCUGUGAUUGUCAACAACUUUGGAAUGUAUUACUCGCUGGCCAUGGCAAAACAGAAAUUACCAAAGAAAAAAAACAGGCAUAUCCCACGAGCUCCCCAACCAGGUUCUCCUAACUUCUGUAAGUCAAGCAUCAGCUCCCAGCCCCAGAGCCCCAUCGCCCAUGACGACGACGUUUUCGAGAUAAAGUUUCAAGACUCCAAGCUGAACGGCGAGGCGGCUAACGCAGCGCUGGCCAACGAAGACUGCCCUCACAUUGACCAGGCGAUAUCUCCGGAGGAAAACCUCAGUCCCAGUGAGCGAGAGCGGCCCUGCUUCCUGGUCACGACUGCUGAACGCCCCAACCACACAGGGGGCAGAGUGAGGAGGGGUUAUGAAAAGCCUUGGAGCCUUAACAGCAUGUCUGGCAUGAGCGGGGAUGCCUCUGGAGUGUCCUCAGUGUCUGCCCUGCCCUGCAGCCCACCCUGUCUAAUGCAGCACUCACAUUCUCCCAUCCCAUCCAUUAUGUAG